AACAUACAGAAGCAAAGCUAUCAAAGUGCACGUUUUAGUUAAUCGAAAGUCAAAAGCAAUUAGUAAGAUCAAAAUUUAUCAAUAAUUGAGAGAUCAAAAAUGCAAUUUCCCAGGCAUAUAUACUGAGCAUAAGCUAAGCAGAAAUGUCGAUAUUCGGGACCGCUGCUGCUGGGAACACAAAUCCGAAUAAGUCUACAGAGGUUCAACAACCUCCUGCUGAUUCUGUAUCAAGCCUCUGCUUCAGUCCGAAGGCUAAUCUUCUGGUUGCUACUUCAUGGGAUAACCAGGUACGAUGUUGGGAAGUGAUGGGAAGUGGAACCAACAUUGGAACUGUACCCAAGGCCUCUAUAUCACAUGAACAGCCGGUUUUAUGCUCCGCUUGGAAGGAUGAUGGGACAACUGUCUUCUCUGGAGGCUGUGACAAGCAGGUGAAAAUGUGGCCGCUAUCUGGUAAUCAACCCAUAACAGUAGCUAUGCAUGACGCUCCCGUCAAGGAAUUGGCUUGGAUCCCAGAGAUGAAUCUCUUGGUCACAGGAAGCUGGGAUAAGACACUGAGGUACUGGGAUUUGAGACAGCCAAAUCCAGCCCAUGUCCAACAACUUCCUGAGCGCUGCUAUGCACUUACAGUGAAACAUCCUUUGUUGGUUGCUGGAACAGCUGAUAGAAAUCUUGUAGUUUUCAAUUUGCAGAAUCCUCAGACCGAGUUCAAGAGAAUAACCUCACCCUUAAAGUAUCAAACUCGGUGUUUAGCUGCCUUCCCUGAUCAACAAGGUUUCUUGGUUGGCUCUAUCGAAGGACGGGUUGGUGUGCAUCAUCUUGAUGACUCGCAACAAAGUAAAAACUUCACAUUCAAAUGCCACAGGGAGGGCAACGAAAUUUACUCGGUCAACUCUCUGAAUUUCCACCCUACACAUGGAACGUUUGCAACUGCAGGAUCUGAUGGUGCCUUCAACUUUUGGGACAAAGACAGCAAACAGAGGCUUAAGGCAAUGUCAAGAUGCAGCCAACCCAUACCUUGCAGCACAUUCAACAAUGAUGGCUCAAUCUAUGCAUAUGCGGUUUGUUAUGAUUGGAGCAAGGGUGCAGAAAAUCAUAAUCCAUCAACUGCAAAAACAUACAUUUACUUACACUUCCCACAGGAGUCUGAGGUUAAAGGCAAGCCACGAAUUGGAACUAGUGGUAGAAAGUGAAAUCAGCGGUAAAGCUUCUUCUCACCAUUUUGGAGAAAGUUCGUCGUGUUGUUCUGUACAUGGAGACAUUUUUGGGUUUUUCCGUCUGCAGUCAUGCAAUUAAUUCGUAGUUUGAGCUUUGAAAACUCAAAAGAAAGGUUCACAGGUAGUGAUUUUAGUCUGAUAUGCCUUAUUAGUAGGAGCUUGCUUGUGACAAUACUUGUAUAUAAUUAGAUAAUUGCUUAGUCUCCAUCUCUGCUUCACUAGCUUGUAAACUGUAGCCCCUGGCAGUGAUUGAUUUGCUAUCUCAAAAGUCGAAUUACAGCCGUUUCGCUUUUAAAGUUCGUAAUUACCUCAUGAAGUAGAGUCCUCAAUGGUACUUGAAUCUAAGGGGUGGCAAAUGGGCAAUUUUUUGCACGGAUUGUCCUUCAUACGGACUUGUCUUUAAUUUUUGUCCCUCAUAUUUGUGGUCUGUAAUUUGUGCCCCUGCUGCUUGUUUAAUGAAAAUAUCCGAAUAUGCUUCGCUCAGC
Molecule: messenger RNA, 1699 nt
Organism: Lycium ferocissimum
Lineage: Eukaryota; Viridiplantae; Streptophyta; Magnoliopsida; Solanales; Solanaceae
Product: protein RAE1-like
Exons: 12
Coding region: 144-1190 (348 amino acids)
Biological process (GO): transcription-dependent tethering of RNA polymerase II gene DNA at nuclear periphery; RNA export from nucleus
Cellular component (GO): nuclear pore
Molecular function (GO): ubiquitin binding; RNA binding
Source: RefSeq, a predicted model, not a curated record